Adineta steineri is the source of this 5145-nucleotide messenger RNA. Lineage: Eukaryota; Metazoa; Rotifera; Eurotatoria; Adinetida; Adinetidae. The record is from the annotation of a GenBank genome assembly.
AUGGAUCAAGUUGAUAAUCAACCACGUCGUGGAGGAUGCAUGAAAUUUCUCGGUGAAUAUAAAGCACUUCUUGUUAAAAUGCUUAUCUUGACCAAACGUAAGCGCAAACAAACUAUAGCAGAAUUUCUUCUUGCAUAUGUAUUUGUGGCUCUUUUACUUGGUAUGCGCUAUCUUCUUGAUCGUGAUCAUAAUGGUCUUCGUCAAAUACCACCAUUACGACAAUUACCAGAAUUUCGUCCAUUUGAUACAAUGUUAAGUAAUAGUACAACAGCUAAUAUGACAUAUUAUUAUCCAAACAAUCCAUGUACAACUGCUAUUGUAACAACUGCUGUUAAUAAUUUAGUACAACAUGUCUCUGGUUUUCCUAAUGGAACUCAAGUUAUUCCAGAUUCGACUAUUUCAUCAUUAACAGACGCACAAGUACAAUCAAUAUUUGCAUAUAUUUAUUUUACUAAUAUUAAUUCAUCAUGUACUAAUCCAUCAUCAAUGCCUGAUCAAAUUCAAUACACAUUACGAAUGCAAGAAAAUGGUCUUAACUUUUAUUAUGCUCAAAGUGUAAAGCCUGCUAAAAAAGAUAUUUUAUGGAAACAUGCACCUGAAGAGUAUUGUCAAGAGAAUAGAACGAUGGUUAAUUAUACAACUCAAUUUUUAGGUGUUCAAUAUUUUAUUGAUUUAUCAAUAAUUGAAUAUGUAACAAAUAUUACUCCGAGUGAAUCAAGUGUUUAUAUGAAUCAUUUCGAAUGUCCAGAUGUUUAUGUAGAUCAACUUCAUUCUGGUUUUAAUUUCUUUGUUCCAUUAUUUUUUUCUAUUAUUUAUCUUGUUACAUUCGUUUUAAAUCUUGGAUAUAUUGUAGAAGAACGUGCAAACAAAACUAAAGAAUAUUUACGUAUAUUUGGUCUUCGUACUUGGGUGAAUAAUCUUGUUUGGAUAACUCGAUCGAUGUUUAUUUAUUUCAUAUUAACUUGUAUUACAACUGCAUUGACUAUGAUUGUUUUUAAAAGUUCAGGAACGAAAUGGAAUAGUGUUAGUAGAGCUGUUUUUAAUUAUACACAUUGGACAUUAGUUUGGACAGUUCUAUUUGUUUAUGCAAUUCAAGUAUCAACAUUUGCUGUUUUCUUCGGACAAUUUUUUAAACGAGCUUUACUUGCGAAAUUACUUGGUGUUGUUCUUUGGAUAAUUACAUUUAUUGAUUUUUAUUCUAAUGCAUCAGUUGGUGUUCGAUAUUUUUUAUGUCUAUUUCCAAAUGCUGGACUUUUAUUCUGUCUACAAGUUAUACAACAAUAUGAACGUCGAAGUAGGGGUAUGACAACGUAUAAAGACCUUUAUUCAAAUAUAUUUGAUUAUCCAUUAUAUAUUGGUAUUUGUCUGCUAUUAAUGUUAAUUUAUUCGAUUAUUUAUAUGUUGCUGGCUGUAUAUGUUGAACGAAUAAAUCCAGGAGAAUUUGGUGUUUCACAACCAUGGAAUUAUUUAUUUAAAAAAUCUUACUGGACAUCAUCAACAGUACGACCAUCGGAUGUAGAAAAUAAUUUAGAUAUAGUUAAUGAUAGAUCAUCGAAUGCAAAUCAUUGGAUUGAAUUAAAUACUAUUGGAAAAAAGAAAACUCCAGCUAUGUCAAUUGAUCAUUUAAAUAAAAAAUUUGGAAAAUUUCAAGCUGUUUCAAAUCUUUCAUUAGACUUUUAUGAAGGUGAAGUAUGUACAUUAUUAGGACAUAAUGGUGCUGGAAAAACAACGACAACAUUUAUUCUUGUUGGAAUGUUGGAACCUACAUCUGGUCAGGUAACGAUUCAAGGAAUGAAUAAUCAAUCACAAAUUGAAGAAGUUCGACAUUAUCUUGGUUUUUGUCCACAAUAUGAUAUUCUUUAUGAUGAAUUAUCUGUUGAAGAACAUUUGGAAUUAAUUGCUAAGAUGCGUCAUAUGAAUAAAAAAUUCAUGAAAGAAUCAAUUGAAACUAUUCUUCAAUUAAUCGGUUUAACAAAUGAUCGAAAUACAUGUUCAAAAGAUUUAUCCGGUGGAAUGAAACGUCGAUUAUCAAUAGGAAUAUCUUUAAUUAAUAAUCCAAAAGUUGUUAUUCUAGAUGAACCAACGAGUGGUAUUGAUCCAUACAAUCGUCGACUUAUUUGGACUAUAAUAAGAAAAUUAAAAUUAGCAGGAAAAUGUGUAUUAUUAACAACACACUUUCUUGAAGAAGCUGAUGUUUUAUCUGAUCGAAUAGCUAUUAUGAGUCGAGGUCGAUUACAAGCGAAUGGAACACCUGAUUUUCUCAAACAACAAACAGAAUUUGAAUAUCGAUUAUUAAUGGAUAAACAAGAUCAUUGUUCAAGUGAACGUGUUACUCAAUUUAUUCAAGAACAUGUUCGUAAUAUUGUCUUAGAACGUGAAUCAGCAGCUGAACUUGUCUAUGGAAUAAAACGUGGUGAAUCAAAACAAAUCGAACAUUUAAUCACUUCACUUGAUCAAGAAAAACAAACAAUUGGAAUUAAUUCUUAUGGCUUGUCAAUGACAACUAUUGAAGAUGUAUUUCUUCGAUUAGUUGUUGAAGAUGAAGAAGAAGAACAUGGAAAUGUAAAAUUUCAAAUCGAUGAUCAAGUUUUUCGUAAGCAAUAUGAACGUAUUAGUGGUAUUCGUUUAUUCUGGACACGUGUUCGCGCAUUAUUAAUCAAACGUUUACAUGUUUCUCGUCGACAAAUUAGUUUAUUCUUAGGGUUUUUUCUACUCUCAAUAUUAGUUCAAAUUCUAACUGUUGCUGCUGUACCAACACCACAACAAAUUCAAUCAACACUUAUGAAUCUUGUACAUGUAUCUGAUGCUCAAGUAACUUUAAUUCCAUCGAUUUAUAAUCCUCAAACAAUAGUUACAUAUGCAGAUAAUAAUGUUCAAACACGACUUAUGAAUUAUUUAACAAAUACAAAUGCUGCUAUUGAAAACAUUUCAAAUGAUACUGUUCUUACUUACGUUCAAGAUAGAUAUACUGUAUCUGAAGAUAUUUUUAUGAAUAAAUAUCAAAUAGGUUUUGCUGCAUAUAAUAAUGGAACUUCCGUAUCACCUGCAUUACAAAUGAAAGCUUAUUUUUCAACAGUUAAUUAUCAUGCAAUGCCGAUAAGUUUAAGUGUUGCUACAACAAAUCUUUUUCAAUUUUAUGCUAAUUCAACAUCAAAACGUAUUAUCACAACAAAUCAACCAAUUAUAACAUCAACAACAACUGGAUCCUAUAUUGCUGAAGUUCUUUCCGUUCUUUAUUGUUUCGAAGUAUUUCCGAUAUCAUUAUUUAGUUUUCUAAAUUGUAUUAUAGCAACAAUAUUUAUUGGUAUUCUUCUAUUAUCAAUCAUAACAGAACGUUUAAAUCAUUCCAAAGAUCUACAAUUAUUAACAAAUUUAACUAAACGUACAUAUUGGUUUGCAAAUUGGCUGUUUGAUUUUACCUUAUGUUUUAUUCUAAUUGCCUUAUUAACUAUUAUUGUUAAAAUUGGUGCUGAAGCAAAUUCAAAUAGUGAUGCUGAAGUUCGUGUUUUUCGAGAAUCAGCAGCAAUGGGUUAUUUUUUUCUCAUGUUUUUCAUGUAUAUAUUAGCAUCAAUACCAUUUGUUUAUGUUUUUUCAUUUAUUCCAAAAACAUCGAUUAUGGGUUUUACAAAUUUCUUUAUUCUCAAUGUUAUUAUAUGUAUUAUUGAUGCAGUUGCUAAUUCAUUUACAGUUUUUACUAAAAAUGAUAACCCAUCAGCAGGUCCAACGAAAUCUUUUAAAACAGUUACUAACCUUCAAUGGUUAUUUUCUAUUUUAUUACCAACAAUUAAUUUAAAACAUGCCAUUUCUAAUCUUCUAUUACAUUCUAAUAAUGUAUGUAUAACUAUAUCAAAUAAAAUGGUUGGAACUAAAUUAGCAACAAAUGCACCAUGGAUGUCAAAAGAAAGACCUGGUGUUGGUGCACAAUUUAUUAUAUUUAUUGCACAAAUGCUAUUUUGGUGGUUUGUUUUAUCAAUUAUUGAAAGUCGUCUUAGAAUUAGACAAGCUUGGCAACGGUGUUUUCGAAAAGAUGAUUCAGUGACAACAGAUCAAUGGAAUGAUUCGCAUUUAGAUGAAGAUGUACGACGAGAACGUGAAUCGAUUUUACAAGAUAAUGAAACAACGAAAUCAUCAGUUAUUCUUGUUCGUGAUCUUAUAAAACAAUUUAAAAAACGAAAAUCAAUAUAUACAGCUGUUGAUCAUCUUAAUUUUCAUGUACAUAAACGAGCAUGUUUUGGCUUAUUAGGAGCAAAUGGUGCAGGCAAAACAACAACAUUUCGAAUGUUAGUCAAUGAUAUUAAACCAACAUCAGGAAAUCUAAUUAUCAACGGAAAAAAUAUCAACCAAAUGACACGAGAUUUAGAAAUUGGUUUUUGUCCACAAUUUGACUGGCUUGUAAACGAUUUAAGUGUAUUAGAAACAUUGAUUCUAUUUGCUCGAUUAAAAGGUGUUAAUGGUACAGAAAUAUCAGAAAUGUGUCAAAAUAUUAUGAAUAUCUUUGGUCUUGAAAUGUAUGAAAAACGAGCCGUACAAAAAUUAAGUGGUGGUAAUAAACGAAAAGUUAGUGCAGCUUUGGCUUUUAUGGCUAAUCCAGCUUUAGUAUUUUUGGAUGAACCAACAACGGGUUUGGAUGCAGCAGCUAAACGAAAAUUUUGGAAAGUUAUUCGAGCUGCACGUGAUGUUGGUUUGACAAUUAUUAUGACUAGUCAUAGUAUGGAAGAAUGUGAAGCAUUAUGUACUAAAAUUGGUAUUAUGAAAACUGGGCAAUUCAUGUGUCUUGGUAGUCUUCAACAUUUAAGAAAUCGUUUUAGUACUGGUUAUGCUGUACAAGUAAAAGUAGCUAUUGAUGAUGUUGAGAAAAUUAAAGAAGAUUUAAUAUCAAAUCUACCAGGAAUUGAAAUUCAAGCUCAACAUAAUGAAAUGCUUUUUUGUAAUAUUCCUUUUUCAAAUGAUAACAAUCAAAUGCAAUUAUCUUUUAAUUUGGGUCAUGUAUUUGGGACAUUAAAUUCAAGAAAAGAACAAAAAUUAAUUGAAUCUUAUUCAGUUACACAAACAACACUUGAACAAAUAUUUGUUCAACUUGCUGGCGAAGAUGAAGAUGCAGAACCAUCACCGAAUCAAGUGCCAAAUACAAAUCAAAGUAAAUAA